This is a messenger RNA of Syngnathus typhle (broad-nosed pipefish), 2657 nucleotides long. It is a transcript of the gene sestd1, whose product is annotated as SEC14 and spectrin domains 1. The transcript has 19 exons. NCBI's taxonomy places the organism in Eukaryota, Metazoa, Chordata, Actinopteri, Syngnathiformes, Syngnathidae. The record is from RefSeq and is a predicted model, not a curated record. Bases 181 to 2388 code for a protein of 735 amino acids.
CGGAGCGCCCCCCUUGUGGCGUGCGUGUGCCUGGCCUCCAGUUAGCAAGUCGGCACUCGGGAACCGCCGCUCCGCCCGAUGGAAAAGCACUAAAUAUCCGCCCACCGGAGCCCGUUGGAAACUCCCGCAAGACUUGGCGGUGCCCCACAAUGCAAAAAGCUUGACUGAAAGGUUAGGGGGAUGGAAGCUAGCAGCAUCAUCGAUGUGCUCAACAAGAAGCUGGCCUUCCUCUCAGGCGGGAAAGACCGUCGCAGCGGUCUGAUCCUCAGCAUCCCGCUGGGCUGCGACCAGACCAGCAUGGACGAGCUCAGCGACACGCUGGACUAUCUGCUCGGAAUUCCCAGCGAAAAGUGCAAGGCACGAGGCUUCACCGUCAUCGUGGACGGACGGCGCUCGCAGUGGAAUACGGUCAAGACGGUGGUGCUCAUGUUGCAGAACGUGAUCCCGGCCGAGGUGUCGCUGGUGUGCGUGGUCAAGCCCGACGAGUUUUGGGACAAGAAGGUCACGCACUUCUGCUUCUGGAAGGAGAAGGACCGGCUGGGCUUCGAGGUGAUCCUGGUUUCGGCCAAUAAGCUGACUCGCUACAUCGAGCCCUCGCAGCUGACCUGCGACUUCGGAGGGACUUUGGACUACGACCACGGCGACUGGCUCGGCAAGAGACUGGUCUUUGAGAAGUUCACCAAGGAGUCCACCUCGCUGCUAGACCAGCUGUCCAUCAUCAACGACAGCGACAAGAGCGCCCCCCUGGACAAGUCAGCUGACGUCGUCCUCCCGUCAUUUGACCCGGAGACGGUUCUCCAGACGGGUCACGAGUUGCUGUCGGAACUGCAGCAGCGGCGCUUUGACGUCUCGGAGGGUGGAGGAGGUGGGGGAGGCGGCCAAGGAGCGCCGGCGUGGCGUCCGAUGGAGGAGGAGCUUCUGGCUCAGCCUCAGGUGGUGAAGCUUCUGGACUCGCUGAGGGAGAAGUACACACGCUACCAGGAAGUCUGCCGCCAGCGCAGCAAGCGCUCGCAGAUACACGACGUGCACGCCAAAGUCAUGCAGGUGGUGACAUGGCUGCAGGGUCCGGGCUCGGAGCUGCUGAAGACUCACCGGGCCAUUGGCGACUCCGUGCGGGCGGCGCAGGCGCUGCAGCAGAAGCACGAGGAGAUCGAGAGCCAGCACAGCGAAUGGUUUGCCGUGUACGUGGAGCUGAACCAGCAGAUCGCCGUCCUCCUCGGCGGUGGCGACGAGGACGACGAGGAGGUCGGCGAGCUGAAGGCGCUGCAGCGGCAGCUGAGCGACGUGUGCUACCAGCAGGCGGCGCAGCUGGAGAGUCGGCAGAACGUCCUGCAGGCUGCGCACGCAUUCCACGCCGCCGCGCAGGAGCUGUCCCAGCAGCUGGACGCCCUCCUGGGCACGCUCUGCGCCGACGUGGCCCCGGCGGACGGCUCCCAGAUCCAACACGGCCUCAAGCUGCUGGAGGAGAAGCUGCGCAGCGUCGAGGCGGGGCUGGCGUCGCUGCGCCAGAAGGGGGCGCUGCUGCUGGAGCGCACCUGCGCCCACGAAGGCGAGGUGGCAGAUGAGCAGCGGGACAACGUGGGGCAGAUCCGCGACGUCAUGGACGACAUGCAAAUGAGGAAACAGAGGUGCGAGGACAUGGUGGACGUGCGGCGUCUGAAGAUGCUGCAGAUGGUUCAGCUGUUCAAAUGCGAAGAAGACGCCUCACAGGCUGUGGAUUGGCUGUGUGAGCUGCUGGACGCGCUGCUCAAGACGCACGUGCGACUCGGGGACGACGGCCGCGACACCAAAGCCUUGAUGGACAAACACAGGAAGUUUGUGGACGUGGCGCAGAGCACCUACGACUACGGACGGCAGCUGCUGCAGGCCACGGUGGUGCUGUGCCAGUCGCUGCGCUGCGCCGCCCGCUCCUCCGGGGACACGCUGCCCCGACUCAACCGCGUGUGGAAGCAGUUUGCCGUCAGCGCCGACGAGCGACAGCAUCGGCUGCAGCUCGCCCUGGCCUUCCACCGGCGCGCCGACGCGGUGCUGGAGGACGAGCGCGCCGAGGCCGAGUCUCUGGACGAGGCGGACGCUUCAGCCAAAGCUCUGCUGGACAGACUCGGCAUGCCCGUCAUCUUCCCCGAUGGGAGCGAGCAACGUUUCGGCAGCUCGGGCAGCGACGCGGCGGCGGCCGAGCGCGUGCGAGAGCGCCUCCUGCUGGUGGAGGAGCGUCGGCUGCAGCUUCAGGAGGCGGAGGUGGGCGGCGAGCCCCGCCCGCACGACGAGUCGCUUCACGCCACCCUCGAUGUCAUCGGCGAGGAGCCGGGAGAGAAGGAGGCUGAGGACGAGGAGCCAGAGGAGCAAGAGGAAGCCGACUCCCGGGAGCAGGACAUGCUCCAAUGCUGAGAGAAUUGUUGGCCUUGCCUGCCUGCCUGGCUGGCUGGCUGGCUGGCUGUGGCUAACAGUUGCGUUGCUUUUUUUCUAACAUAACCUCUGUGGGGAUUGGAGACAUUUUUCCCAGCAUGCUCCUGGUUCCCGCCCCUCCUGUGCUCGCCAAAACCAAAUAAUUUAUUUCACAUUUUGUUUUUCCCGAGAAAACGCUUCCACCAUCCAAGCCUCCUCUCCCCAAUUAAAUGUCCAUGACAUCGUCCAAAUAAACUUUUUCAAGUUUCAAA